Cricetulus griseus (Chinese hamster) is the source of this 2107-nucleotide messenger RNA. The record is from RefSeq and is a predicted model, not a curated record. Lineage: Eukaryota; Metazoa; Chordata; Mammalia; Rodentia; Cricetidae.
GCCAUGAACGAAUCCACAGGGGAGAGAAACCGUAUGUGUGCAAGUUCUGUGGGAAAGCAUUCACUGAUCACAGUUCCCUUCGAUGCCAUGAAAGAAUUCACACUGGAGAGAAACCCUAUGUAUGUAAACAAUGUGGGAAAUCCUACAGUACUCAUGGUUCUCUUCGAUACCAUGAAAAGAUGCACUGUGUGUAAAUACAUUGGAAAACCUUCUCUUUGAAUACGUUUUAAUCUUAUUAACUAAAACAACAGCAACAGCCAAAUAUGGUUGCAAGCAAUGUGAAUAAGCCUGAACAUGUUCUGGUUCCCGUCAAAAGAACACUAAUGGAGACACAUUGGAGCGUAUCUCUAAAUAUAGAACAAAGGAAACCUCCAUUAUUGUAAGUUCUUUGUAGCAAACAUGAUGGCAUAAUGAAUUUAACCUGUGUCAAUGUAAAGCAUGCGGGAUUAUCUCUACUUGUCUCUGUUCAGUUCUCAAAACAACACUAAAGGGGAUGGGAAGAUGGCUCAGUCUGUAUAGUGCCUGCCACCGAAGCAUGAGAUCCUGAGUUUAAAUCCUCAGCACCCAUACAAAAGCCAGGCAUGGUGGCACAUGCCUGUAAAUAAUGCCAGUGCUGGGAGAGACAGACAAGAGAUUCCUGAGCUUGCUGGUUAGCUAGUCUACUCAAGUCUAUUCACAUUCUAAAAGUAAAGUGGAGAAUGAUCCAGGAAUACAUCCAACAUUAACAUCAACCUCUGACCUAUCCAUGCAAAUGUUAUGUGCAGCCACAAACAUAUGAACACUCUCCUCACAUGCAUGCACAUCAUACACACAAAAGAACUCACUAUAUCAAGAACCUUGGUUAGAAGAAAUCCAUAAGUCUUCUCUUGGCCAGCAUAUACACAGUCAAAACCUUGUAAAUGUAAGUAAAAUUGUCAUUUGUUGCAUGUGUCAAAGGCUGAUGUAGUAGGAUUCUGUUAACACAACUAAUGUGAAGAGCCUGGCAUAAAAUAAUUUAUGGAAUGCUUUAGAAAUUGCACACAUCAGAAGAAAUGCUCUAAUGUUUAGAAAUGUCUGUCAGUGGCACAUUCAUAGGUAGAUCUGAACUGUGUGCUAGUUUUAUUCUUAAAAACAAAUGUUUCAGUGAAAUUAUUUGCUAAGGUUUACUUAAACAGUUGCCUGUGCUUAAUCUGUAGUUUUAGUAUUGGUGAAUUCAGUUAAUAACUUUCUGCUUUUAAUUUAAAAUAUUUAAAUGUCUUUCUAAUAUGUCAGCAGUCUUAAUUUUUAUGUAGUUUUAAAAUAAUUUUGUCUAAUGGACCUGUAAGAAAUUUUUAAUUUGGGCUGGGAAAAUGACUCAAUGGAUAAGCAUCAGGACCUAGGUCAGAUCCCCAGUACUCAUUAAAAAACCGAGCUGUGACUAAACAUACCUGUAUCCCCAGCACUGAAAGUAGGGGAUAGUGCAGGAAGAUUCCUGGGGCUUGCUGGCCAACUGGUCUAGAUGACAAGCAAGCUCCAUGGUUAGUGCAAGACCAUUUCUCAAGCAAAUAAGGCAGAGAGUGGUAGGAGAGAAUACCUGAUGUUCUCUGGCUUCCACACAUGCAAGCUUGGUGCUCACAAGCAUGAAAGAUUAUUAACCCUUGGGUUUUCCUACUAGGCUCUUGUCAUAGGUCAUAUAUGUAUAUAAAUUCAGAACAAAUGACUUUAAAGUGAAUCACUAUUUUUCACUUUUAAUAUUUUCUUCAAAUAAAAUUUCUCUACAUCUUUUAUAAUUUAACUGUUUUCAACAGUGUAUGCAUUGACACAUUAUCUUUUUCAUAUAUGGACAAAAUAUCUGCAAAGUAGUCAUAAAAAGAUCAACUUCACAAUUUUUCUUUUCAUGUUAGAGUCAUUAUUGUCAAAACACUGAUGAAAUUUCCUUAUGUAAUGGAAUCCUACUAACUAAUGCUCUUUUCCUACAUAAACUUUAUCAUAUUUAUGGUACAGAUUUUUAUCAUAAUUUCCCCCUCACUACUAAAAGAUACAUCCCACUGUUUUAAAUGUGUUCUGGCCAGAGAUUACAAGACCAAGGCUUUAGUCACAUCAAAUGUAAUGGAUUGCAGGAAUAAAUCUAUCUACAUUCCAUAUGUGA